AUGGCAAACGUACCUAAAAUAGCUUUUAACAAUGGAAAGACCUGUCCCGUUAUUGGGCUGGGAACAUGGAAGUCCAAGCCCGGUGAAGUGACACAAGCAGUGAAGGACGCCAUCGACCUCGGUUACAGACAUAUUGACUGCGCACUCAUUUACGGAAAUGAGAAGGAAGUCGGGGCAGCUCUGAAAGCUAAAUUUGAAGAAGGAGUUAUUAAACGAGAAGAUAUAUUCAUCACAUCCAAACUGUGGUGCACCUUCCACCGCCCGGACCUGGUCGAGGGCUCGGUGAAGACAACUCUUCAGGACCUUGGCUUGGAGUACCUGGACCUGUACCUGAUACACUGGCCUCAGGCCUAUAAGGAAGAAGACGUACUCUUCCCAGUAGACGAGCAAGGCAAGGCGGCUCCCUCGCCAGUGGACUACGUCGACACGUGGAAGGCGAUGGAGAACCUGGUAGACAAGGGUCUGGUGAAGAGCAUCGGCCUCUCCAACUUCAACAAACGCCAAAUCGACAGAGUGAUGGAAAACUCUAGAAUAAAACCAGCUUCGUUACAGAUCGAAGUCCACCCUUAUCUCAACCAAGAAAAGCUGAUCAAUUACUGCAAAUCUCUGGGAAUAACUGUCUCCGCGUACUCUCCUCUCGGUUCCCCUGACAGACCCUGGGCUAAACCUGGCGAGCCCCAACUCCUGGAAGAUCCAAGACUGAAGGCCAUCGCUGAUAGAUACAGCAAGAGUACUGCACAGAUUUUAAUAAGAUACGCCAUCGACCGCGGCCUUAUUGUGACUCCUAAAUCUGUCACAAAGAGCCGUAUCGAGCAGAACUUCCAGGUGUUCGAUUUCCAGCUAACCCCUGAAGAUAUUAAGCUGAUCUCCAGCUUUGAAUGCAACGGCAGGGUCUGUUCUAUGGGAGACGUUCACCAUCCAGACUACCCUUUCCACGACGAAUAU
Brenthis ino (lesser marbled fritillary) is the source of this 945-nucleotide messenger RNA. The record is from the annotation of a GenBank genome assembly. NCBI's taxonomy places the organism in Eukaryota, Metazoa, Arthropoda, Insecta, Lepidoptera, Nymphalidae.